Molecule: messenger RNA, 1989 nt
Organism: Cuscuta epithymum
Lineage: Eukaryota; Viridiplantae; Streptophyta; Magnoliopsida; Solanales; Convolvulaceae
Source: the annotation of a GenBank genome assembly
GGGGUAUCAUUUUUUUAUAAAUAAUUUUGUAUAAACAAAAUAUAAGCCUCUAAAGUAGAACAAAUUUAUCAAAAAGAUGAUAAAAUUUUAACCAAAUGGGAGUAACAGCUUAGCACGCUAAAUUUUUAGCUGCUAGACAGCUAGCUAGUGCCACACAUAUGUUAUACAACAAGAGAUCAGGGAGAGAGAGUUGAGGGUGUAAUUUGGGAUGGCUGCAACUAAAGCAAAGGAGCUAUACUUUGUCUUCAUGAAUCUUGACCCAGAAUAUGAGCGUCUACGAUCUAAAAGCAGUGCAAAGAGGGGAAGUGAUGAAGAGCUAGAUGAGUAUUUGAGCAAGAAACACGAUGAGUUGUUGGCCAAUGCUAUUGAGAGUAUUGGGGCCCUCAUUAUUUCUAUUAUUAAAUACGUAGUAUGUAAUGUGUGGUGUCUCCUUAUUAUAUAGCAUGUGUGUGUGGGUUACUUAAGGUGCAUGGCCCUCUACCUUAUUUUCCAUCAAAAUUAUUGUAAUAUUUAUACAACAUGUAAUGGAAGCUACGAAGUAGUUGUGCGCAUGAUUUCUAUCUUACAUGAAACUUAGUACUCUCAAUAUCAGUUCUUACUUUUAUCAUUGAUUCUUCAUUUUAUCAUGGUAUCAGAGCCGAAACCUGGCAGUCAAAAUACUAGUUAAAUUUUGAGAGUUUAAUUGUUUUUUUUUUCAAGGUGCUCGAAUCGGAAUGACAGAAAUUCCGCCUCGCACUCGCACUUGGAUCAUUGAUUCCGGUGCAAGUGAACAUAUCACUUGUGAUAGUGCAAAUCUUAUCAAUUCAUUCACUCAUCCAUCCGACUCAACAGUGAGAAUCCCGAAUGGAGAAUCAGUCCCGGUUUCUGCCGUUGGAAGUCUGAAUCUGCCUAAUGGAUUUUAUCUUCGACGUGUUCUUUAUGUCCCACGGUUCCAAUGCAACUUACUUUCUGCUAGCCGCCUCACAAUUGAUCUCAAUUGCUCGCUCACUUUUUUCUCAGAUUCCUGUAUAUUACAGGACUUACCUUCUGGAAAAAUAAUUGGUAAGGGUUUAUUCCGCAAUGGUUUAUACUACCUGGAAUUACCCCAAGGUGAAGGGAUAGCAAUGGCAGCUACCCUUGAUUUUGGACUAUGGCACCAACGUCUUGGACAUGCUUCAAGUGGAAAAUUACAACACAUCACUUUUCUCAAAGGUCUGCGACAAAGCAAUAGCUUUUGUGAUCCAUGCUUACGGGCUAAGCAAACACGCCUACCCUUCCCCAAGAGCACAAGUAAGACUACUCGUCGUUUUGAAUUAAUACAUUGUGAUAUAUGGGGAGGUUAUAGGUAUGACUCCACUUCAGGGGCACGUUAUUUCUUGUCUAUCGUAGAUGACUUCACCAGAGGAGUUUGGGUUUAUCUUUUGAGAAAUAAAUCUGAAGUUUGUCAAAAAUUGUUACAAUUUUGCAAUUUAGUAGAAACUCAAUUUGAGGCACGAGUUAAACGUAUACGUUCAGAUAACGGAGUGGAAUUUCAAACCAACAUUUUAUCUGAAUACUAUGCUCGUUGUGGAAUUAUUUUUGAAACAUCAUGCACGGAUACUCCCCAACAGAACGGGGUUGUGGAGCGUAAGCAUAGACACAUUUUGGAGAUCGCUCGAGCACUCCGUUUUCAGUCAGGGUUGCCUAUUGAUUUUUGGGGAGAAUGCAUUCUUACAGCUGUUUAUAUUAUAAACAGGCUACCAUCACCUAUUAUUUCAAACAAAAGCCCUUAUGAGAUGUUAUUUGGGAAGGAACCCAAUUAUGAACAUUUACGUGUUUUUGGGUGCUUGGUUUAUGCACACAAUAAUAAACGUAAAGAUAAAUUCAGUGAAAGGGGGAGUCCAUGUGUUUUCCUUGGGUAUCCCUAUGGUCAAAAGGCCUAUAGGGUAUUUGAUUUACAAAAACAAAGUAUUUUUAGCUCCCGAGAUGUGACAUUCUUUGAAAGUGAAUUUCCAUUUAAAAUGAUAAAUC